AUGUCCCCGUGGCCCCCUUUAUCUGCCGCACGCACUCCAUGCCUGCACGCGAGUCACUGGACUCUCCGCCGACGGAUAGCCGUGUGCUGCCUCGUGAUGCAUGUCGUGCUACUCAGCAGUCUGGCGCAAGUAGGAUGCCAGGGGUACCUGGAGGGCCAAGGCCGAGAGAGAGGAACGGCUUCGAAGCGGGUGCUAACGGCGCAGCAGCAGCAGCAAGGCGGUGGUAGCGUGACGCGGUUGUAUCUUCUGCCCGGCAACCCGUACGGCGCCAAGUGUCUUGACGGCAGGUACGGCGCCGGUUCU
Messenger RNA from Closterium sp. Naga37s-1, 303 nucleotides. The record is from the annotation of a GenBank genome assembly. Lineage: Eukaryota; Viridiplantae; Streptophyta; Zygnematophyceae; Desmidiales; Closteriaceae.